Canis lupus familiaris (dog) is the source of this 2077-nucleotide messenger RNA. Its product is annotated as low affinity immunoglobulin gamma Fc region receptor III. The record is from RefSeq and is a predicted model, not a curated record. Gene Ontology annotation, molecular function: transmembrane signaling receptor activity. Bases 115 to 864 code for a protein of 249 amino acids. Gene Ontology annotation, biological process: regulation of immune response; cell surface receptor signaling pathway. The transcript is spliced from 5 exons. Lineage: Eukaryota; Metazoa; Chordata; Mammalia; Carnivora; Canidae.
GAAUAAUGAGCUAGGGGGUGGGGGAAAAGACUCUUUACUUCCUCUCUUCUAGUUAGCUGCAUCCCUUCAGAGCUCGGCAUAUCUGCAGUGACUUGCUGACCCUAAUGUGACAGCAUGUGGCAGCUGGUGUCCUCAACGGCCCUGCUACUUCUAGUUUCUGCUGGCACACAAGCUGCAGAUGUCCCAAAGGCUGUGGUGGUUCUGGAACCCAAAUGGAACAGGGUACUCACAAUGGACAGUGUGACUCUGAAAUGCCAGGGGGACCAUCUCCUUAGAGACAACUACACGUGGCUGCACAAUGGGAGACCCAUCUCAAAUCAGAUAUCCACCUACAUCAUCAAAAAUGCCAGCAUUAAAAACAGUGGAGAGUACAGGUGCCAGACAGACCAAUCCAAACUCAGUGACCCGGUGCAGCUAGAAGUCCACACUGGCUGGCUCUUGCUCCAGGUCCCUCGGUUGGUGUUCCAGGAGGGGGAGCUCAUUCAACUGAAGUGCCAUAGCUGGAAGAACACGCCCGUACGGAACGUUCAGUAUUUUCAGAAUGGAAGAGGCAAGAAGUUUUUUUACAAUAAUUCUGAGUACCACAUUCCAGCAGCAACAAGUGAACACAAUGGCUCCUACUUCUGCAGGGGGAUUAUCGGGAAGAAAAACGAGUCUUCGGAGGCUGUGAACAUCAUCAUUCAAGGUUCUUCGCUUCCAUCAACCUCACUACUCCUUUCACACUGGCCCCAAAUCCCUUUCUCCCUGGUGAUGGCACUCCUAUUUGCAGUGGACACUGGGCUGUAUUUUGCUGUGCAGAGAGACCUUCGAAGCUCAAUGGGGAACCUGAAAAACAGCAAAGUCAUAUGGAGCCAGGGCUCUUAGGACAAAGGGUGGGUCCUGAAAGCAACCCCUCUGGACCUCUCUCUGGAUCCACAACCCCAUCACCUCCAACAGGCAGCUCUGGGAGCCACAGGAAAACUAUACCUCAGUGUCUAGGUUGAGGGUCCUCCACUCAACUCCAUUUUCUCUUGGUCUCUGCUGGAAAGAAAGAGUCCGUGAUCUUCAAGUGCCAAAUGCACCCCCCAAUGAGUAGCCACAUUGCUCAGAAUUGAAAUCUCGGAGCUACCUGGAUACUUUGUCCGCUCAGCCAUUCUAUCACAGAGAAGCAACUGGGUGGUGACCCAACAUCUGAACUUGUUCUUAAAGAACGGGAUAAGUGGAUAAGAGAAUUAUAGCCGAGGGCCAGCUGGGUAGUAGUCUCCCUCUGUUGCUGCAGGGCUGGUUGCCUUUGAGGCACGCUAAAACCACUUCCAGACAGAUUGUGGGGGCUGUGGAGGGUCUAGGGAGACCCUCAUGUUCUAGGGAGACAGCAGAACCAGUCAAGGGGGUGGCUGAGAAAGAGCAAGGCAGCCGGACCAAGGAAGACCCCUGCCUGGGCUGUCUUCCUAGAACAUGAGCGGUGGUGUAGGUAACAGAACAAUCACGGGUAAUUCGAGUUGAUUUUUGCAGGGAGCCCCUUUUAGAACCUGGACUGUGUGUGAGUAUAUAAUGAUGAAUUGUCUUGAUGUCAUGAGUAGAAAAUGCUCCUGGAAGGGGGUUGGAGGUUGGAGCGUCUUGGGAAAGAAAGCGCAGAACAAACCCUGUGUCCAUAGGAUGAAGAGCAGCAUUGCUUUCCCAGAUUAAGCUCGUGAACAGAGAUAUCUCUGGGUCUGAACUGAAAAAGAAUGACACCAAAGAGUCAACAAUAACUACUCGGGAGGCCAUGGGCAGGAGGUGAGGACAUUAGUUGGCCAGCAUAGUAAAAAUUAGAGAGAGAGCAGGUGCGGAGACUAUCAGACCAGCUUUCUGCUUUAGUAUCUAAUUCAGGCAAAGCUUUGCUCACAUCAUUCACCAAACAAGGUUGGAUAAGCGAUACUAAAUGCACUCAACCCUGCUGAGUUAAACUAUGGAGACUUAAAAUCCCUUGGCCUUUCAGUGGCAGUGGAGUGAGGGUGGGGUCAUGCGAGUUGCUUGUGGAAGAAAGCUUAGCUGUCUCUUUCUGUAUUAGAAGCUUUAAACAGAACACUUCUCGAUUCCAAUAAAGCCUUGAACAAGG